Triplophysa rosa is the source of this 1711-nucleotide messenger RNA. RefSeq names its product paired box 1a (gene pax1a). Gene Ontology annotation, molecular function: RNA polymerase II cis-regulatory region sequence-specific DNA binding; DNA-binding transcription factor activity, RNA polymerase II-specific. The transcript has 5 exons. The record is from RefSeq and is a predicted model, not a curated record. NCBI's taxonomy places the organism in Eukaryota, Metazoa, Chordata, Actinopteri, Cypriniformes, Nemacheilidae. Bases 222 to 1292 code for a protein of 356 amino acids. Gene Ontology annotation, biological process: regulation of transcription by RNA polymerase II; anatomical structure development.
GUCAAAUUAACUCCAGCAAAUUUCAGCUUGCGGGAUCAGACAAAUCCUUCUUUAACUGGAGAGGAUCUCUCGUAUCCCAUUCUGCAUUGGACUGUUUUGACGUUUUGCACGUAGGGGUUUCGCGUCGGCAAUACAGGGGAGUUUUCGAAACUUUUAAAUCUACUUUUCUACAUGCUUACAGCGUUCGGCCAUUGAAGGGAAACAGUUCGAAAGAAAAGCAAAUGGAGCAAACCUACGGGGAGGUGAACCAGUUGGGGGGAGUUUUCGUCAAUGGACGUCCUUUGCCAAACGCCAUAAGAUUACGAAUCGUGGAAUUGGCCCAGCUCGGGAUACGACCCUGUGACAUAAGCAGACAGCUCCGGGUCUCCCACGGGUGUGUGAGUAAAAUCCUGGCGAGAUACAACGAAACAGGGUCCAUUUUGCCCGGCGCGAUCGGUGGCAGCAAACCACGAGUCACGACGCCGAAUGUAGUCAAAAACAUACGGGAAUACAAACAAUCAGACCCCGGUAUUUUCGCGUGGGAGAUCCGGGACCGUCUUCUCGGGGAUGGAGUAUGUGACAAGUACAACGUGCCGUCGGUCAGCUCCAUCAGUCGGAUAUUAAGGAACAAGAUCGGAAAUCUCUCUCAGCCUAACCAGUAUGAGAAUGGAAAACAAGCCUCUCCGCAGUCCAGCCUUUCUUAUAACCACAUUUACCCAUAUUCUUACCCCAAUGCAAUGUCUCCUUCCGGGACCAAAAUGAGCAAUACGGCCGGUGUGCCUGUCACGGGUGGCCAUGUAAGCAUUUCCCGUGGCUGGCCUUCACCGCACACGGUCAGCAAUAUACUUGGUAUUCGGGCUUUCAUGGAUCCUACAGCUAUUGCUUGCGCUGAAGGGUACGCACCAAAGAUGGAGGACUGGAGUAGCGUCAAUAGAGCGGCAUUUCCCUCUGCUCAUGGAGUCAAUGGCAUAGACAAAUCAGCUAUUGAAGCAGACAUUAAAUACCCUCAGCCUUCGUCCUCUUUAUCCAGUUAUGUCCCGGCGUGCGCAUACUCUCCCUCCAAUCAGUACGGUGUGUACAGCGGCCCAGCGGGCAGUUAUGUGAGCUCAGGGCAUCACUGGCAGGCCCAGGGCUCGAGCCUCUCCCACCCGGGCGCUGGAGUGACGAUGCACCCAAGUGACAUCCACUCUUCUAUGGCGUUCAAACAUGCAGUGCGAGAUGGAGACAGAAAGCCCCCCAGUCCCAUAAGCAAGCAGCAGCACGAGGCCCUGAGCAGCAUACAUGCACUCAGCCUUUCUACCUCAUCGUCAUAACAGCACACAACAGUAUAGAAUAAAGCGCAUUUCAACAACACAAACUGUAAGUUCAAACUGUUCUUCUGAUCGAGCAGUGUACGGUUUCUGUAAAUCCAAAACGAAUGUACUUUGUUCUUUACUGUAACUACGACUUUGUGUCCAGACAGCGUUAUUUGGUGGUUGGCUGUUUAACCAUUAUGUCCAAAGAUUUUUCUCUAUGCUAUUUAUAAAAACGUAGAUGCAAAAAUUUAAUUUGUCAUUUUAUUCAUUGGUGCACGUCUUCAUCCAAUACAUAUUAAGAGAAUAAAACGCAUUAUAUGGAUACCAUUACACAAACUCAUGUGAACCAAGACAUUCUUUGUUAAUGUACAUAUGAAGAAAGCUUUAGUUAUAUAUUUUUUUAUAAAUUCCUGUGUAAAUAAGCUAAAUAAAGAAAU